Molecule: messenger RNA, 572 nt
Organism: Gymnodraco acuticeps
Lineage: Eukaryota; Metazoa; Chordata; Actinopteri; Perciformes; Bathydraconidae
Product: retinal rod rhodopsin-sensitive cGMP 3',5'-cyclic phosphodiesterase subunit gamma-like
Exons: 3
Coding region: 101-313 (70 amino acids)
Biological process (GO): visual perception; positive regulation of G protein-coupled receptor signaling pathway; positive regulation of epidermal growth factor receptor signaling pathway
Cellular component (GO): photoreceptor outer segment membrane
Molecular function (GO): 3',5'-cyclic-nucleotide phosphodiesterase activity; cGMP binding
Source: RefSeq, a predicted model, not a curated record
CUUUAAAAGGCGAAAGUCAGACAGAGACACAUGCAGAGAGAGGAAUACCAUACGCUCAUCUGAAUACACUUUGAGACUUCGACAGAAGUGACUAACUAAAAUGGCAGACGUAGCCGUUUCCAAGGCCGCCCCCAAAUUCAAGCAGAGGGCCAUGCGCACCUUCAAGAGCAAGGCACCCAAACCCGGCCAGAAGGGAUUCGGAGACGACAUCCCCGGCAUGGAGGGUCUCGGCACAGACAUCACCGUGGUCUGCCCAUGGGAAGCCUUCGGGGACAUGGAGCUCAGCGACCUGGCCAAAUAUGGAAUCGUCUAGCCCUGAAUUUUCACAGUUGUCCCUCAUGUUCUCUUAGCAGCUGAAAUCUUGUUCAUCUUAUCUUGUUUGCUCAAGAGAGGAGAAGGCUUUUGAUCAUUCAAAGGUUUGACCAGGGAAAAAAAGAAAUCCAAUGCAGUUCAAUUUGUAAUAUAAAAUAGGUUUUGUUAUAUGUUAUGGAUUUCAUGUCAAGAUGCAAAUAUAUCUAUUUUGUGUAUUAACCGAAUACGUUUGCACUUGAAAUCUUUAUAAACUUUUCAGA